AAAAUAAUGGCAGAUUUUUGGAAACCUACAGCUGAAUUAUACAGUGCAUUAUUUGAAAAGCCAAAAAUGUCAUAGAAAUUACUUGAGAAGCCUCCAUUUAAAUAUAUAUUUGAUAUAAUAAUGGAAACAACUAAAUAAACAGGUUUCAAAUUUAAAUUUAUAUUAGGUUAUGGAAAGGGACUUUAUACAGGAGAUGAAUUGGAUGGAAAUACAUAUGAUAAUAAAGAUAAGAAGCUUUAAUUCUUAUAAAAAAUAAUAGAUUUGACAUCUAUGAUGUUAAAAGAGGAGAUAGCUGCAAAGCCUGGUAAAAUAGCUGCAGGUUUAGAACCUGAGAAUACAAAUCUAUUAUUAUAAGCAAUAUAUAGAGCAGCUGUAAGUGGUAAAAAUAGUGAUCCAUUUGUAAAGAAAGUAUUAUUAUUGUAUAAUGAAUAUUAAGAUUUUAGGAGGAGGAGGAGCAAAAGAUCCUGAACCUUAAAAAAAAGAAUAGCCUAAGUAAGAACCAAAAGUUUAAUAACCUCCUCCAAAAGAAUAAGCAGCACCACCAUAAGUAAAAGAGGAAAAGAAACCUGAAGAAAAAAAAGUAGCUCCACCAAAAGAAGAUCCAAAACCAAAAUAAUAAGUAUAAUAACAACCAGUUUAAUAACCAAAAGAAACUUAAAAAUAAUAAUAAUAACCUCCUCCUUAAUAAUAAUAAUAAUAAACAUAAGAAGGAAAUGUAAGACCUUCUACUGCUAAAAAAAGACCACCUUAAUUACCUAGUAAUCAAGUUUAAGUUGAUUAAAAUUAAAAAAAAGGAGGAACAGCUAAUGUAAUUAUAGAAGGUAAAGGAAAUAAUGAUGAUGAUGAUGGAAUUGUAGUUUAAAAUAAUGUUAAACCAAAUGCUGAUAUUAAUGCUCAAGAAUAUGGGAAAUUUGUUAGAGAUAAUAUGAAAAAUUAAGAUAAGGGAAAAGAAGAAGAAAAAGAAAAAGAAAAAGAUCAACCUAAAGAAGGUAUUAUUAUGAAAAGAAUAGGAAAAGUUAAUGUUCAAAAAGGUAUUUAUUUUAUUUCUAUAUUCAGAUAAAAUUAAAGAAGAAAUUGCAUAAAAUCUUGGAACUUCCUAAGUUUCUGAUACUCUAGUAAUGCAAAAAUUAAUCUAAUCUAUGAGUUAAAAUGUCAAUCCUUUAGCUAAAUAAAUUGAAUUUAUUUAAGAUGAUAUUGAAAAUAUGAAUAGAGAAUUACAAUAAUGGAGGAAAAUCUAUAAUGUUUCUAAAUAAAAAAUGGUUGAUAUGAAUAGAGCAACCGAAGAAGUAAUACAUAUUUAUUAAUUUUUAGGCUUAAUAACCAUUGUAUGACAAAAUUGCUGAAGUAGAAGAAGUUAUUAAAGAAAAAAAAUCUAAAAUAUAAAACAUCAAAGCUUAAAUUAUAAAAAAUAAAUUACAAAUUGACUAAUUGCUAAAAGCAGUUUUAGUAUAAAAAUGAG
Messenger RNA from Paramecium sonneborni, 1459 nucleotides. NCBI's taxonomy places the organism in Eukaryota, Ciliophora, Oligohymenophorea, Peniculida, Parameciidae. The record is from the annotation of a GenBank genome assembly.